AUGGUGUUGGGUCUACGAACAAAGAGCCGUAGAGACAAUGGAGUAUUCCUUGAGUAUCUCAUCUCCAUCAAGGAGCUAAAGCCAUGGCCAACAAGCCAAGUCCCCGCACAAUGCGUCCUUCUCAAAUGGGAGAACGGCGAAAACAACUCAGGUUCGUUUAUCGCGGUCGUGGGCAAAGACACGAUCAUGUUCAACGAAUCCUUUAGGUUGACCCUAACAUUAGAACCGAAAGGUGGGUCCGACAUGAAGUUCCAAAAGAAUCUUCUGGAGCUUCAUGUCUACGACGCCAAGAAGAAAGACAAGGCCGUCAAGAACAAGCUGCUUGGCACGGCCGUGGUCAACCUCGCUGAGUACGGCGUGUUGACCAACUCUGUUCCCGUGGGAGCUCCUUUUACAUUCAAGAAGAGCUCGAGGAACGACGCAAGCUCGGAGGUUUACCUAACGAUUGAACCGGCAGGAGAUGAUUACGAUGAAGGUGGACGGAGUAGCUGCUCGUCGCAGCCGAAGAUGAGAGGAUCUGUGGACAAAGAAGGAAGUGAGUUUAGUUUGGCGUCAUUGACGGACGACGACGAUGAUACUUCGUCGCAGUCGUCUUCUACACGGAGAGUCUCUUUCUCAGCUGUGUGUGAUGCUAAUUCAAAUGGCUUGAACACGGAGGCGGGAACUAAAGGAGAUGAGAAGAAAGGUUGGAAGCAUGUAACGCUUAAGCACAGUAACAAUGAAGCAGCGCUCGUCUCCGAGAUCGAGAGUCUAUUAAGAGAAGAAGAGAAGAAGAGACAGAGCAAUCAAGUAGUCAUUGUGAGCUCAGAGAGUGAACAGAAACACAAGGAUGAUACAAAUGCCUUUAAGCUCAAGAAACAGUUCUCUGAGAUCAACUCUGUUCCUUCUUCGUUACCUCCCGACGCAGCAAGAAAACAGAUGAAACUUCGGACAAACACUCUUGCCUUAGGAAGAAAGACCCUCGGAAUGGAAGGUGUUCCAAGGCUUAAGCAGCUUAAGUCUAUUCAGUUGCAUUUCAACGGAACCAGUGAUGAUACUCACAAAAAGGCAAGUGGAGUGAGCAACAACAAGCUAGGUUUAACUUCACAGGAGCCUAGGUCAGAGACGCUUGAAGAUGAGCUUAAGGAAGCAGCAGUUCUUGAAGCAGCUGUUUACUCUGUAGUCGCUGAGCAUAGUAGCUCAAUGGGUAAAGUUCAUGCUCCAGCUCGUCGUCUUGCUAGGUUUUAUAUUCAUUCUUGUAAAGGAAAUGGCUCAUCAGAUCAUUCUAAGAGAGCUUGCGCGGCCAGAGCCGCGGUUUCUGGAUUGAUAUUGGUUUCUAAAGCAUGCGGAAAUGAUGUUCCCAGGUUGACCUUCUGGCUCUCAAAUUCGAUCGUACUUAGAGCAAUGUUAAGCCGCAGUAUGGAGAAACUUAACAUUGGCUUUGAUAAAGCCGGUUCAGAUGAAUGGGAAGAUCCUCGAGCAUUCAUAGCUGCUUUGGAGAAGUUCGAGUCCUGGAUAUUCUCUCGGGUUGUUAAAUCAGUUUGGUGGCAGAGUAUGACGCCGUAUAUGCAAUCUGGGACGGUUAAAGGAUCAUCGAUCACGAGGAAAAUAUCGGGAAAAAGACGGUUAGGUCAUAAGAACCAGGGACUCUAUGCCAUAGAGCUAUGGAAGAAUGCCUUUAAAGCUGCCUGCGAAAGACUUUGCCCACUAAGAGGUUCAAGACAAGAGUGUGGUUGCCUACCUAUGCUUGCUAAACUGGUGAUGGAACAGUUAAUCAGAAGACUUGAUGUGGCAAUGUUCAAUGCGAUACUUCGUGAGUCAGCAGGCGAAAUGCCGACAGAUCCAGUCUCUGAUCCAAUCAGUGACAUAAAUGUUCUUCCAAUUCCAGCAGGAAAAGCAAGUUUCGGGGCGGGAGCACAGCUAAAAAACGCGAUUGGAACUUGGUCCAGAUGGCUUGAGGAUCAAUUCGAGCAAAGGGAGGAGAAAUCUGGAAGCGAUAAUAAAGAGAAUCCUGAAUCUGAAAACUUCAGAUUGUUCCAUCUACUCAACGCGUUGGGCGAUCUAAUGAUGCUUCCUUUCAAAAUGCUUGCAGAUAAAUCCACAAGAAGAGAGGUUUGUCCAACCCUUGGUACACCAAUAAUAAAGAGAGUACUUCGAAACUUUGUCCCAGAUGAGUUUAACCCGCAUAGAAUCCCGAGAAGGCUAUUCGAUGUUCUGAAUUCCGAGGGCUUAACAGAGGAAGACAAUGGAAGCAUCAUAGUCUUCCCUUGUGCUGCGUCACCCACGGUCUACUUAAUGCCGACUGUAGAUUCCAUAAAACGCUUCAUAGGAGAGAUGAACAACCCGGCUUUAUCAGAAACCGGAUCAUCCGUGUUUAAGAAACAGUACACGAGUGACGAUGAGCUCGAUGACUUAGAUACAUCCAUUAACUCCAUAUUCUCUGCUCCUGGAACAACCAAUUCAUCAGAGUGGAUGCCAAAAGGAUAUGGACGCAGAAAGAUUGUAAGAUAUCAGCUCCUUAGAGAAAUAUGGAAAGAAGAUGGAUUACAUUGA
Messenger RNA from Arabis nemorensis, 2532 nucleotides. NCBI's taxonomy places the organism in Eukaryota, Viridiplantae, Streptophyta, Magnoliopsida, Brassicales, Brassicaceae. The record is from the annotation of a GenBank genome assembly.